AUGCUUCUUAGCAAGGCCUUCCUGGCCCUUGCCUGGGCUGCAAUGCCUACCCUUGCAGCUCCGCAAGGCUACGUCGACAUGGACGGCGGAGCCGGCCCGUCCAACUCCGGCCCUCCCGGCCACAACGACGGCGACGGCGGCAUCAAGCGGUUCGAGUUCGUCCGCGAGCACCUGCCGCCCGGCGUGCGCCUCGCCCGCUGCUCCGCCCCCUACUACAAGGACGACGACAAGGACCAGCGCAUCACCCCCGAGACUAUCGAGGUCUUCCGCCGCCACGGCAUCUCCAACAUCAUCAGCGCCAACUCGGACGCCCACAACGACGAGAUCAAGCGGGCCCUCGCCGACGCCGGCAUCGCCUACACGCCCGUGCCCGUCGAGGACUUCAGCGGCGCCACCGAGGAGGACUUCCAGUGGGCGUGGGACAGCUUCCGCCAGCAUCGAGGCCGCGGCGCCACGCUCGUGUGGUGCGGCUUCGGCCACGGCCGCACGGGCAUGAUCGUGUCGGCGCUGCAGAUGCACAUGGACCACGAGAGGGGUCACCUAGGGCCGAGGUGGACGCGCGACGACUACCGGAGGAACCACGUCGAGGACGACAGCCAGGAGGCCGCCCUGGACGCGCUCUGGGCGCGCCUGAACAACCAGCCGCCGCCGGAGCUCACUCACGAGCAGGAGGCGGACCUGCUGGCCGGUCACUUCGCAACGCUUAGCUGUGCGGCCGUCCUCGGCUCCGUCAUGCACAUGAAGGGUCCUCGUCGCAGAGCCCUGCCGAAAGACGUGGCCUCGCUGAGUCGUCGACAAGUGACGCCACACCCGCUGCCGCCGAGCUACGACUGCGAUCGCGCUCGUGACAUCCUGCAGAGGUUGAACGUGCCCACGCCUUGCCAGAAGAUCAAGAACAUCAUGCUCGGCGUCGCCUUCUCAGACUCCUACUCAUCCGGAACGUACGACGACAUCGGCGCCACCCUCGAGGGCCCGGCCGGCCAGGCGGUCCUGCACGUCAAGUCAGAGCCGUACCUCGGGGACCACAUCUGGGUGACGGUAGACAUGCAAAAGUCAUACGGCAAGGACGAGAUCGACAUUGGCGGCAUCAACAACAUCACUCUCAACGCCCAGGGCAUUGCUGCCUGGGGCACUCGCAAUGACGAGUGGAAGAUUCAAGGUACGAGCUCCAUCCAUCAUCGUUUCCCUUCCGACACCGGACGACUCACAUUAUUUCGAGCAACAGACAUUCAGCUCCGCGCAGAAUGCGCCGAUCCCACCUUCAAGGCGCGCGAGGACAAGUACGUCGGCCUGAACGCGUGGUACGGCCACCCCGGCGGCUGGAACUACGGCCUCGAAAAGGUCGCCGUCGCCGGCUUCCCCGUCGUCCCCUCCGACUGGGCCUUCUCGCCGCCCUGCGCCGUCAUCGAGGAGCUGUCCUACGAGUUCAAGCUCGACAACUGGUACUCGGGCGGCACGUGGGACGCCCUGUCCUUCACCAUCGGCGCGAGCAAGAAGAUCGACCUCGGGGAGCAGCUGUCCUACGGCACCACCAAGGCGAGAACCAUGGACCUGAAGGACGCCUUCGGCUCGGCCGAGGUGGACAUUCGCAACCUCACAAACAUCCGCAUCUACGACGAGUACGGGACCAGGGGAGGCGGAGACCAGGGCCGGAUCGCUGACCCCAACCCCUCCUCUAUUCAAGGCAUCACGUUUGCCGCAACAUGCGCCAACAUGAACAAGAAGAUGGCCAUGAAGAGGUGGCAGGCGGUUGACGACUGGUAUGGCUAUGUUCAGGACAGCUGGGCGUGGCAGGGAAAUGUCUACCCCCAGGACUGGCUCGAGGUCGCCUAA
Cordyceps fumosorosea ARSEF 2679 is the source of this 1833-nucleotide messenger RNA. RefSeq names its product protein-tyrosine phosphatase. The coding region runs from base 1 to 1833 and encodes 610 amino acids. The transcript has 4 exons. The record is from RefSeq and is a predicted model, not a curated record. Lineage: Eukaryota; Fungi; Ascomycota; Sordariomycetes; Hypocreales; Cordycipitaceae.